AUGGCAGACACCACAUUUGAUCCUGCAUGCCAGGGCGAGAAGACCUCCAUUUUGGACAACUUAGAUGCUCUUUUCAAAGCUUUCUGGCAGAAACUGAGGGCUAAGCAACACACACCUGCUCCACAAACAGCCCACAUGCCACUCAGUCCAUCCAGACGAUGUGAUGGUCGAUCAGCAGCUCCUGAAGCUCGAGCAGUGCUCCAGUGGCAGCGAAGGCCACUUUGUUGGGUCAGGAAGAGAGAGGUUCGCAAGGCAUCAAGGCAGAGUGCUCCUGCUGCGUAUGCAGUGCUAUCACAACAUGAUGAAUGGCGAUGGGGAGACCGACUGCUGAGGCUGGACCGACUGGUUGAUUUUCUGAUUCUGGGCCUGACAACUGAAACAAGCUUUGGGAACUGUGUUCUUCCUAUGACGGGCAUCACCUGA
Molecule: messenger RNA, 423 nt
Organism: Pelobates cultripes (western spadefoot toad)
Lineage: Eukaryota; Metazoa; Chordata; Amphibia; Anura; Pelobatidae
Source: the annotation of a GenBank genome assembly